CGGUCUCGAGACAAACAAGCAGCAGGCGAUCAAGAUGUUGGUGUGGCAGGAUGUGUUUACGGAGGACGAGGUGAUGUCGGACUCGAACAAGGUCGUCCCGUGCAAAGACAUGGAGGGCAAUGAGGUCUCGGGCAUGUUCCAGGUCGAGUCCAAGACUGUGGCCAAGGGCUCGGACAACGUUGACAUCGGCUGCGGUGACGCUUUUGGCGGUGAGGAGGAGCAGAUCGACGACUCGGUCGAGACGGUGAACAAUGUUAUCGACGACUCAAUCGGCUUCGGCUACAUUGAGACUGGCUUCGACACCAAGGCCGAGCUCAAGACGUACCUUAAGUCGCACUUUCGUAAGAUCAUGAAGCACCUCAAGUCCACUGGUGCCAGCGACGAGACUCUGGCCCAGUUCAAGAGCGACGCCCAGGAGAUUGUCAAGUUCCUCGUGUCCAUGUUCAAGGAGCUGCAGUUCUACAUGUUCAAGUCGUGCGACUCGGAGGCUGGCCUCGCCUACGCCUACUAUCCGGAGGGCGCCGUCGCCCCCACCUUCUGCUACAUUAAGUGGGGCCUCAAGGAGGUCAAGUUCUAAGCGCGUGCGAGCGCUAGAGGGGAGCCUUAUUGCUUCUUUUUCUUGACCCGCGCAUUAAACUCUAAUUAAUGCCUCCUUCAUGUAUGCACAA
This is a messenger RNA of Phytophthora infestans T30-4, 668 nucleotides long. RefSeq lists its product as uncharacterized. The transcript has a single exon. NCBI's taxonomy places the organism in Eukaryota, Oomycota, Peronosporomycetes, Peronosporales, Peronosporaceae. Gene Ontology annotation, cellular component: cytoplasm. Gene Ontology annotation, molecular function: calcium ion binding. Bases 35 to 577 code for a protein of 180 amino acids. The record is from RefSeq and is a predicted model, not a curated record.